Molecule: messenger RNA, 566 nt
Organism: Hordeum vulgare subsp. vulgare (domesticated barley)
Lineage: Eukaryota; Viridiplantae; Streptophyta; Magnoliopsida; Poales; Poaceae
Exons: 1
Coding region: 90-362 (90 amino acids)
Source: RefSeq, a predicted model, not a curated record
ACAAACGAGCUGAUAUCCCACGAGUCACACACACACACACACACACACACACACACACAUAGUUUGUUGACCUCUCGCCGCCGGUGGCCAUGGAGGGCGGCUUCAUCACGUCGGAGCUCCGCGGCGUGCUGGCCAAGGUGGCCGUGUUCCUGCUCGUGCAGGGCCUGGUGUACCUGAUCCUCAGCAACUCGUCAGACGUGUUCUCCAAAGAUAAGAAGCUCGGAUCACUGAGCUUCCGGUCGAUGCGGUCCAUGAGCGUGAGGCGCGUGCUGGCGCCGUUCUCCGACGUCCCCGUCGGCACCGACGAGCCCUCCUCGCCUUCGCUGCUGUCUUCGUGGCACUCGCGCGCGCCGCUCUGCUAACCGUCAGGGUUGAGUUGCUUGGAGAGCGGUUGCUUAGUUCUGAACGUCUGGCCAGUUCCUCUGUUCUGACUUCUGAGUUACCAUGGAUUCUUGUUGUGGUUGAGAUUUGAGAAUCAUAUUUGAACUCCCGUUAAGUGAGACUAGGUGGGAUCUGUAGAUAUGUCCACUGAAUUGAAUUGGGUGGAUGGAUUAUUUCAUUCUUAA